Messenger RNA from Ornithodoros turicata, 1906 nucleotides. RefSeq lists its product as uncharacterized. The transcript is spliced from 3 exons. The coding region runs from base 1 to 1173 and encodes 390 amino acids. The record is from RefSeq and is a predicted model, not a curated record. Gene Ontology annotation, molecular function: RNA-DNA hybrid ribonuclease activity; nucleic acid binding. NCBI's taxonomy places the organism in Eukaryota, Metazoa, Arthropoda, Arachnida, Ixodida, Argasidae.
AUGGCUGGACUUCCCAAGGCCCUACCAGCAACAACACCUCCCCUGCAACUCUCCAUCUACGCGGACAACAUCUGCCUGUGGACCAACGGCAAGGACCCCUGGAAAGUGAUGAAGACCAUCCAGAAGGGCGUGGACGCUACGACCGAGUACAUCCGUGGCCUCGGGCUCACCCCGUCAGCCGAAAAGACCAGGGUCAUGCUGCUUGGUUCCACGGCAAACUGGUGUACGCUGCCUGAACCGAUCCUGAUGGAAAACACACCACUGGAACAGGUCUUCCUGGGCGCCACUCGUCAAGGACCUCCAGACCCGAUGCAAGACAACCCUGAACGUGACCAUGCGACUCAGUGGACGGCACUCCGGCUUCCCCCAGAGGACCCUCCUGACCAUCCACAACGCCACCACAGCCGCGCGGAUGCUGUUCGGACUCCCCUACGCCAAGCCCAGCAGAUCAGCGCUGGAAUCCCUAGAACUGCUCCACCGUCGCGGACUGAAGCUGGCUCUCGGACUCCCACCUGGGGCGCGGAACGUCGCCUUGUACGCCGAGGCUGCCGCUCUCCCUCUCCAACUACGAGCCACCCAACACCUGCUGAACCAGCUCACCAGACUGAACAGGACAACAACCGGAAGGGCGACCAGCUGUUCCAGCCCAUCCCACCAGUUCCCAGUCCAGAUGCUCCAUGGAGGCUCCUCGGGACCGCCAUCCGGACAACACUGCCAGGCCUGCCGCGGAAAAAGGACGUUCCGGAUGCGGUGGCACGGUUCCUGGCCGCCGUGCGCCUUCAUGAGAGCUACCAGGACUACCUGCACAUGUACACGGACGCCUCAGUCGACCCUGGACGACGCGCCUGCUCCCUGGCCUGCCACAUCCCAGCAACACAGUUCUCCUGGGCCGAAGGAUUGUCCGGACUCCUCUCCUCCACGUAUGCAGAACUCCUGGCGAUCACGGAAGCCCUGGACAUCAUCGCCAAGACGAGCGCCACCAAAGCGGUUAUCCUCACGGACUCCCGCGAGGCUCUGUCGAGGCUAAACAACCGUUAUGAACACUGCCAUCUUUCUUUCAGAGCACACCAGAAGCUGCAGCUCCUCCUGGCAUCCGGUCAUCGCAUCGCGCUGCAGUGGAUCCCAUCCCACAAAGGCAUCCCUGACCCUGGUCCGAAUAAUAAAAAAAAAUAAAAGACCCUGGUCCGCCAGGCACCAUCUACCACCAGCCAGGCUAAGAAGAGGAUCGCCCUCCAUGUGCGCAGCUUCCACAAGGACAAGCCCACGGCGGAUGGGACAGCACCACCACCCUGCAUGACGGCCGGCCUAACCAGGGACGAGGCAUCGCUGCUGCUCAGGCUCCGUGCGUCGUGCGCCUUCACCCGGGCGUACGGCUUCACGAUCGGCCUUUUCGACGACCCACGCUGCGGAACCUGCGGUGUCCAGGAGAGUGUUGCUCACCUAAUCACCCGCUGCAGAGAUACUGCUUCUCAGAGAGAUCUUCUUUUCCAGAACCUGUCCAGCGCCGGCAUCUCCGACCACAGCCUGGUUAACCUGGUCUACCCCAUGGGCCCGCGACACCAUCGCCGACGCAUCCAAAGGGAGCUGCUGCAGUUCCUGAGCUCUACCGGCCUGGACACCCGCCUGUAGCUGCCGCCCUCCGGACCUCCUCCGCCUGACGCUGCCUAGGGCAGCGUAGGACCCCAGGACCUGCCAGGACACCAGAAGCCACCCCUUACCUGACCCCAGGACUUCUCCAGCUGCCGCCACCUUCCUGACCCGCCUUACGUCUGCCACGGACCUGCCUGUACACCAAAGCCACCCCUGACCUGACCCCUGGACGACUUCUCCUCCUGCUGCCGCCAUCCUGCACCGCCCUACGUCACACACGGCGUCGUUCGACCCCCUUGCACCUGCCAGACACCAA